Molecule: messenger RNA, 3072 nt
Organism: Zalophus californianus (California sea lion)
Lineage: Eukaryota; Metazoa; Chordata; Mammalia; Carnivora; Otariidae
Gene: NANP
Product: N-acetylneuraminic acid phosphatase
Exons: 2
Coding region: 44-790 (248 amino acids)
Molecular function (GO): hydrolase activity
Source: RefSeq, a predicted model, not a curated record
GGUAGCAGCAGCGAGUUGGCGCGGUGCGAGCGCGACAGGCGGGAUGGUGCUGAAUCGGGUGCGGGCGGUUUUCUUCGAUCUGGACAACACGCUCAUCGACACGGCCGGGGCGAGUAGAAAAGGAAUGUUGGAGGUAAUAAAGCUCUUACAAUCAAAAUACCAUUACAAAGAAGAGGCUGAAACCAUUUGUGACAAAGUUCAAGUUAAACUCAGCAAGGAAUGUUUUCAUCCUUCUAGUACAUGUAUUACUGACCUAAGGACUUUACACUGGGAAGAAGCAAUCCAGGAAACGAAGGGUGGUGCAGCCAAUAGGAAAUUGGCUGAAGAAUGUUAUUUCCUGUGGAAAUCUACACGUUUACAGCAUAUGAUACUAGCAGAAGAUGUCAAAGCCAUGCUCACUGAACUUCGAAAGGAGGUCCGCCUACUUUUAUUAACAAAUGGAGACCGACAGACCCAGAGGGAGAAGAUCGAGGCUUGUGCCUGCCAGUCCUAUUUUGACGCUAUCAUUGUAGGCGGAGAGCAGAAAGAAGAGAAACCAGCACCUUCCAUAUUUUAUCACGGCUGUGAUCUCCUCGGAGUACAGCCUGGGGACUGUGUGAUGGUUGGUGACACACUAGAAACAGAUAUACAAGGAGGCCUCAAUGCAGGGCUGAAAGCAACAGUCUGGAUAAAUAAAAAUGGAAUAAUGCCACUGAAGUCAUCCCCCGUGCCACAUUAUAUAGUUUCUUCUGUGCUAGAGUUACCUGCUCUCUUACAGAGUAUAGAUUGUACAGUCAGUAUGUCAGCUUAAGGCACAGAAAAGGGCAUGAUUAUGUAUUUUUAGGGUCAAAUUACAGGUUUUGAACUAAGAAAAGUUAAGGCAUUCCAUAUACUAAGACCCAGUUCUGAGAAUAAUUUUACUUACAAUUUAAUAGCCAAUCAACGACUGACUGGUAUUUAUAUCUGGAAAUCCAGAGUACAUUAAUUAAUAGAAGUUACUUUUAGUAGUAUAAUCCAGAAAAUUUGAGGAAAUAUAUUAUUUGUUAAUCUGUGACUUGAGGUUUUUAAGAAAUUAUUAAUCUUUUAGCAUCUUGGAUCCAUGAAGAUACCAGGCAAGAUAGCUUAUACAUGGAUGCACAAAUACAGGUUUUAUGUUCUGUCUUAAAAAUAGAUAUUUUUUUAAAAUAUUCUAAAAACAGAUAUAUAAUAGAGAUUUAUCAGAACAAUUGGAUCUGAUUAAUAGGAAAUAAGUGCUAAGUCACAUGCCAAUCAAGGCAUUCCAUAGUGAAAUUAUUUUGCAUAUUUUCCUUUUUAAAAGAUAUAUACCAUAUUUUUGCCUACUUUGAAUAUAUAUGUUCUUUUAUGAAUCCAGUUUUUCUGCAUGACCUUUUUUUGGGGGCAGGGGGGCAUUUUCCUAUGGUAUAUACAUGACAAAUAGAUUUCUCCAGUAAAAAAGCCAUUAAAAUCAACAUGUGGUGCUCCUUUUCCAUGACAGUUUCACAUCUUUCCAGAGUGCACUUGUAGGUUCUUACUAGUCUUUACCUCUUACGGAAGUAUUUUUACAAUCUUUUCCCAGGUAUACAAUUGGGCUCAGGGGACUAGACUGCCUGGCUGGGGAUAAGUACAAGCCACAUGGCACCAAAAGUCAUUUUCCUUCUGUGGAUACCUCAGAGGUGCAGCCUAACCAUGUAGCUCUCCCAUAAAUUCUCUACUGACUGAAUAGUUUCACCCAUAUGAUGAAAGCUAACAGAAACUUAUGUUUUGCUAUGAAAUAAUUUCAGGGUGCCAUUUUACUAUAACUUAAGUGGCUCUUGGUGUUACGUUCCCUGUCUUUCAAAUUUUAGGAAACAUAUCCUGUUUCACAAUUUCUAUAUCCAAUUCAGUGUUCACUUUGAGUUUAUCAAUUAAUGACUAAGGCAUCUUGCAACUAGAAAACUUUUUCUAGGUCAUUAAGCUAGACAUUCUCAUGUCUUCACCAACUUGGAAUAAAAUGGUUAAGGAAAAAAAUAAUGAUUUGGGUUGGUUUUUGGCAGGUUUUUUUUUUUUAACUUUUGUAUAAGAAGCUACUAAUGUAAAAUAUUAGACUGUUAGAAUAUAUAUAGCUAUGACUCCUUUAAAUAUCCUAUGAUUAUGAUACAUAGAUUCUAGAGUAUGCCUAUCCUUAUUUCUUUAGCCAGUCAUUUCCUGCCUCUUGCCAAGAACAGGAUUCUCUGCUUUUGUGCAAAUGUCCUGUUGUGUUUACUUUUCACUCUUAAUUUUUACAACUGUGAUUGUGUCCUUGACUGUCCCAGGGUGUUGUUGCUAUGAAGUUAAACAUUUGUGAACAGGGUAUGUUUGUGUAUAGUUCCAGGUAUGGUACCCAUGUGACCUUGAUUAUAUUUUAGCUAUUUAAAAAUUAUUAAAUUGGAGGAUCUAGGCAGAAAAAUAAUUAUGUGGGUGGUUUCUCUGAUAUAUUGAUGUGUGAUGCUGAGGGUUUGUCCUUUUAGCUAUCCCACAGGAUGGAUGUAGGCAGUGUCACAUUCACUCUAACUGGAGAAGGUUCAUUGCUUCUAGAUCAUAAUGACAGAUCUUAGCAAGAUAGUUCCUAGGAUGUCAAGUGAGCAGUUCUUCAGCAAAAGUUAUGGGGUGGGGGGUGUGGAUUGUUUCCUUGUUCUUCCAGUUUGCAUUUGGUACAUGCAGUAAUGCAAUAUUGCAUUCCAUUUGCACCCUUCCUUGGAGAAAAACUUGGUGGUAGAGGAAGGCCUAGAGUAGACAAAAAUGGACACUGCACCUGGAAUACUAACACAAAGAUGAAUGUUUUCUGAUUCCAUAUACACAUGCAACCCACUGGUGCACAAACAUCUUAGAUCUGAUAACCAGAACCCAGUGGAUGUUCAGUAAGAAUUGUAGGAAAGGGUUUUUGUAGUUACAAAGAUACUUGGUUUAGCACUUUCAGACUUCUUUGUAACCUGCAAUAACAAAGUUUCCAUCACCACCCAUUAAGCACAUUUAUUAAUACUGAAUACUGGGGCACCCAAGUGGCUCAGUCAGUUCAGCGUCUACCUUCAGCUCAGGUCAUGAUCCUAAGGUCCUGAGAUGGAGUACCGCAUUGGG